Messenger RNA from Lactuca sativa (garden lettuce), 717 nucleotides. RefSeq names its product early light-induced protein 1, chloroplastic. Lineage: Eukaryota; Viridiplantae; Streptophyta; Magnoliopsida; Asterales; Asteraceae. The record is from RefSeq and is a predicted model, not a curated record.
UCCUUAAUCACCAUCACCAACAACCUUCUCUCCUCCCUCAAAAGUACCACCAUCUUUUCCGACAUGGCUACUUCUUCAAUCUUCAUGGCAACUCCCAUCACACUCCUCAAGAAAACUCCCACCUUCUCCGUCAAAUGUAUGUCACAAACACCUCAAAGCGGUGAACCGGAGGUUUCAAAACCAGCAACCACCCCAACACUACCACAGAUCAACAUUCCUCCUCCUCCGCCACCUGCUCCAAAGGUCAGCACGAAGUUCUCUGACGUGUUGGCGUUUAGUGGACCUGCACCGGAGAGGAUCAACGGAAGGUUAGCCAUGAUAGGGUUUGUGUCGGCGAUGGCUGUGGAACUGAGCAGCGGUCAAGACGUGUUCACCCAGAUCGGCAACGGCGGUGUUGCGGUGUUUGUCGGGACAAGUGUGGUGUUGACGUUGGCGUCGUUGGUGCCGUUGUUUAAAGGAGUGAGCGUGCAGUCGAAGUCGAGUGGACUGAUGACAUCAGAUGCAGAGCUUUGGAAUGGGCGGGUUGCGAUGUUGGGUCUGGUGGCUUUGGCUUUUACUGAAUAUGUUAAAGGCAGUGCCCUUGUCUAGAUAAUGUAGCAUAAACUUUUCUAUUACAGAAUUACAUCUAAGAUAGGCAAAUGUAUAUUCUUUUGAAUAUUUAUGUGUAUCGAUUUACCAUACAUAGUUCAAAUCAUGAAAAUCAUGUUUUUUUGAUAA